Molecule: messenger RNA, 1709 nt
Organism: Aspergillus saccharolyticus JOP 1030-1
Lineage: Eukaryota; Fungi; Ascomycota; Eurotiomycetes; Eurotiales; Aspergillaceae
Exons: 6
Coding region: 165-1520 (451 amino acids)
Biological process (GO): amino acid transmembrane transport
Cellular component (GO): vacuolar membrane
Molecular function (GO): amino acid transmembrane transporter activity
Source: RefSeq, a predicted model, not a curated record
CAGUAUAAUAGCUCUUCGCCUCAGGUUAAUUUCGACGGUUUGAUCUUUUAACUUAUUCUUUCACCUUUCUCUUCUUCUUCUUCUUCUUCUUCUCCUCUCCCCCCUCCUCCUACCCCUCCUCCCCUUCCUCUCCUUACUCUCCUUCCCCGGAAGUGGCAUUCACCAUGUCGUCACCGGAAGUCAAAGACAUCGAACACAGCUCUGGGUACCCGACGGACCCGGAGGCCUGGGACGCCGACCUCAAGGCGCCCGUCGAGGACCAGGAUCCCUUUGGUGCGGAGCAUGGCGAGGUGCAAUAUAAGACCUUGAAUUGGUGGCAAUCUGGCUUCUUGAUGAUUGCCGAAACCGUCUCGUUGGGUGUUCUGUCGCUGCCAUCCACCGUCGCUAUUGUCGGCCUCAUCCCGGCUAUCUUUCUCAUCGUCGGAUUGGGAGUUGUCGCGACUUACUCGGGUUAUGUGAUCGGCCAGUUCCGCGCGCGGUAUCCCUUCAUUCACAGCAUGGCCGAUGCGGGCGAGGUCCUGAUGGGCAAGCCCGGUCGCAUCUUCAUCGAGGUCGCCCAGCUGCUGUUCUUCAUGUUUGCCUCGGGCAGUCACUUGGUGACCUUUACCGUCAUGAUGAACACCCUGACCAACCACGGCACCUGCUCGGUGGUCUUUGGCGUCGUGGGCAUGGUCUUGUCCUUCAUAUGCUCCCUGCCCCGGACCAUGAAGAACGUCUCGUGGUUCGCCAUGACCUGCUUCGUCAGCAUCUUCUCCGCCGUGCUCAUCACCAUGAUCGGCGUCGCCAUCGAGCGCCCCUCGCACGCGCCGAUGCAACUGACGCGUCACGUCAGCUUCGUGGACGGCUUCUCCGCCGUGACCAACAUCGGCUUCGCCUACUGCGGCCACCCCGCCUUCUUCGGGUUUAUCGCCGAGAUGAAGAACCCCAAGGAUUUCCCCAAGUCGCUCUGCAUGCUGCAGGCCUUCGAGAUCGUGCUCUACACCGUCGCCUCGUGUGUGAUCUAUCGGUAUGCCGGCCAAGACGUCAAGUCGCCCGCCUUGGGGUCGGCCAGCCCGAUCGUCAGCAAGGUCGCGUACGGAGUAGCCAUCCCGACGAUUGUGGUGGCCGGUGUGGUGCUGGGUCAUGUGGCUAUCAAGAACGUCUACGUGCGUCUUUUCCGAGGCACCGAUGUCAUGCACAAGCGCAGUGCGCUGGGCGUUGGGGCUUGGAUCGGUCUGGCGGCCGCGUACUGGGUGAUUGCCUGGGUGAUUGCCGAGGCGAUUCCCGUGUUCAGCAAUUUGGUUAGCUUGGUGUGCGCCCUCUUCGCAAGUUGGUUCUCUUUCGGUCUGCCCGGCGUCUUCUGGCUGUACCUGUACCGGGGCCGCUACUUCACCUCGUGGCGCAAAACCCUCCUCACGCUGGCGAAUCUCGGCCUGUUCGGUAUCGGUGCGACGAUCUGCAUCUGUGGGCUCUGGGUGUCUGGCGAGGCCAUCCACAAUGAUGAUUCCGGGGGCAGUUUCUCCUGCGCGAAUAAUGCCUAGAUUGCGAUGAGCAUGAGCUGAGCAUGAGCUGAGCAUGAGCUGAGCAUGAGCUGAGCAUGAGCUGAGCAUGAGCAUGAGCAUGAGCAUGAGUAUGAGCAUGAUGCAUACUGGCGUUUGGUUUGCUUCGGUUUGGGUGCAUGGACUGCAUAUAUAGUGUUUCAUACAGACAUCAUUAAUAUACUAUUAUAC